This is a messenger RNA of Coccidioides posadasii C735 delta SOWgp, 321 nucleotides long. Lineage: Eukaryota; Fungi; Ascomycota; Eurotiomycetes; Onygenales; Onygenaceae. The record is from RefSeq and is a predicted model, not a curated record.
AUGGCUGCUCCCGUCGCAUUGAGAUACCAACCCCAGGCUCAGUCCACCUUCAAACCCCCGUUGAUCGCCAAUGACAACGCCUUUCUGGGCGAUGUAUUCACCAGACUCGAGAAGGGAACCCCCUUGGUCUAUACAUACACCUACGAUGAGAUGAAGAUCAUCCUGGAGGGUGAAUUUGAGAUCUCCGACGCCACCGGCCAAAAGGUCUCAGCCAAGCCGGGCGAUGUCUUCUACUUCCCCAAGGGCGCAAAGAUCACUUUCACGACGCCGUCGUAUGGAUUGGCUUUCUUUACUGGACAACGUGCCGAAGGCGGAGCUUAA